CCAUUUUCAUUUUCAUCUCCUCACAAAAACACACUUUCACAGAAACCCUAUCCUAGCCGCCGCCAUGCCUCCAAAGUUCGACCCAUCUCAGGUCGUCGACGUCUACGUCCGUGUCACCGGCGGAGAAGUUGGCGCCGCAAGUUCUCUAGCUCCCAAAAUCGGUCCAUUGGGUCUCUCUCCAAAGAAAAUCGGUGAAGACAUUGCAAAAGAAACCGCUAAAGACUGGAAAGGCUUACGUGUCACAGUCAAACUAACAGUCCAAAACCGACAAGCAAAAGUUUCUGUCGUGCCAUCAGCAGCAGCUUUGGUUAUCAAAGCAUUGAAAGAGCCAGAAAGAGAUAGAAAAAAAGUGAAGAAUAUUAAGCAUUCUGGGAAUAUUAGCUUUGAUGACGUCAUUGAGAUAGCUAAAGUGAUGAGACCAAGAUCUAUGGCUAAGGAACUUGCAGGGACAGUUAAGGAGAUUUUGGGAACAUGUGUUAGUGUUGGAUGUACCGUUGAUGGAAAAGAUCCUAAAGAUUUGCAAGAAGAGAUUGCUAAUGGUGAUGUUGAAGUUCCUUUGGAUUAGUUAUGGUUUUUAUGAUGCUUUUGAAAAAGAACUUAAGUUAGUGUCUUUUUAUUUUUAAUGUUGGAUUUAUGUCAUGCUGUGUUGGUACUUAUUUUGAGAGAUUUUGAGGUCAUGGAAGUAUGGUUUUUAUUAUAUUAGGAUGAUGUUGGUGAUAUUUUGAUA
This is a messenger RNA of Erigeron canadensis, 727 nucleotides long. RefSeq names its product 60S ribosomal protein L12. Gene Ontology annotation, cellular component: cytosolic large ribosomal subunit; ribosome. The record is from RefSeq and is a predicted model, not a curated record. Gene Ontology annotation, molecular function: structural constituent of ribosome; large ribosomal subunit rRNA binding. The coding region runs from base 65 to 565 and encodes 166 amino acids. NCBI's taxonomy places the organism in Eukaryota, Viridiplantae, Streptophyta, Magnoliopsida, Asterales, Asteraceae. The transcript has a single exon. Gene Ontology annotation, biological process: translation.